Molecule: messenger RNA, 2488 nt
Organism: Prunus mume (Japanese apricot)
Lineage: Eukaryota; Viridiplantae; Streptophyta; Magnoliopsida; Rosales; Rosaceae
Gene: DFL2
Product: Auxin-responsive GH3 family protein
Cellular component (GO): cytoplasm
Molecular function (GO): acid-amino acid ligase activity
Source: RefSeq, a predicted model, not a curated record
UACAAGGCAUCGUACCAUUCUAAGAAGAGUGAGGUUGUGCAACAUUAGAAGCCUCUCAGAAUCUCUCCAAUGGAACCAGCUGCGUGUACGAAUAACCAGAGCAAUGGCAACUAUGGAGAAGACAUCAUUGGGUGGUUUGAAGAUGUGACUGAGAAAGCUGGUUUGGUUCAAACACAGACACUCAGGAAGAUACUUGAGCAAAACUGCAGUGUGGAAUAUCUCAGGCAAUGGUUGGGGGACAUCAAAAUCCAAGAGGUAGAUGGAUUUGUAUUGGAAUCUCUCUACACUUCUUUGGUGCCCCUUGCUUCACAUGCAGAUUUAGAGCCUUAUAUUCACAGAAUUGCAAAUGGGGACGCUGGCCCUAUACUCACCCAACAACCUAUGACCACUCUCUCCUUAAGUUCUGGAACCACAGAUGGGAGACAGAAGUACGUACCCUUUACCCGCCAUAGCGCACAGACCACUCUUCAAAUAUUUAGGUUGGCUGCAGCUUACAGAUCAAGAGUUUAUCCAACAAGGGAAGGAGGGAGGAUCCUGGAAUUCAUAUACAGCAGCAGACAGUUCAAAACUAAGGGAGGAUUAACAGCAGGAACAGCCACAACUCACUACUAUGCCAGCCAAGAAUUCAAGAUCAAACAGGAAAAAACCAAGUCAUUCACUUGCAGCCCAGAAGAAGUCAUUGCAAGUGGUGACAGCAAACAAUCAACAUACUGCCAUCUCCUUCUUGGCCUCUUCUUCUCUGAUCAAGUAGAGUUCAUAACCUCCACCUUUGCCUAUAGCAUUGUGCAGGCCUUCAUCACUUUUGAAGAACUCUGGAAAGAGUUGUGCAAUGACAUCAGAGAUGGCACUCUAAGCAAAAGAAUCAAUCUACCGAAAGUGCGAAAAGCGGUCUUGGAUAUCAUCUCCCCAAACCCGACAUUGGCUUCAAAAAUCGAAGCUAGUUGCAAGGGCUUGGAAGAUUUGGAUUGGUUUGGUCUAAUUCCUAAGCUCUGGCCAAAUGCCAAGUAUGUGUAUUCUAUAAUGACAGGAUCAAUGCAACCAUAUUUGAAAAAACUCAGACGCUUUGCAGGGGAUGUGCCAUUAGUUAGUGCAGAAUAUGGAUCAACUGAGAGUUGGAUUGGGGUGAAUGUGGAUCCUUGUUUGCCUCCAGAGGAUGUGACUUUUGCUGUGGUACCAACUUUUUCUUACUUUGAGUUCAUACCACUCCAUAGACAUAAGCAAGAUUGCAAUUUAGCCAUUGAUGACUUCAUAGAAGAUAAACCAGUCCCACUAUCCCAAGUCAAGGUUGGACAGCAAUAUGAGAUAGUCCUCACUACUUUCACUGGACUUUAUAGGUACAGGUUAGGGGAUGUGGUGGAAGUGGCUGGUUUCCACAAUGGGACUCCAAAAUUGAACUUUAUAUGCAGAAGAAAGCUUAUAUUGACAGUAAACAUUGACAAAAACACAGAAAAGGACCUUCAGAUAGUGGUAGAGAGAGGGUCUCAAUUGCUGAGCAAGUCCAAAGCUGAACUGGUUGACUUUACAAGCCAUGCUGAUCUGCUAACUCAACCAGGCCACUACAUCAUAUAUUGGGAGAUCAAAGGCGAAGUUGAAGAGAGGGUUCUUGGUGAAUGUUGUAGAGAGAUGGAUGCAUCAUUUGUGGAUCAUGGCUAUGUGGUCUCAAGGAGAAGCAAUUCAAUUGGGCCUCUGGAGCUGCGCAUUGUGGAGAAAGGAACUUUCAAGAAAAUUUUGGAACAUUUCAUAGUAAAUGGUUCUGCUUUGAGCCAAUUUAAGACCCCUAGGUGCACCAGCAACAAGGUGAUCCUCAGUAUUCUCAAUCUAUGCACAGUUAAAAGGGUUUACAGCACUGCAUAUGCUCAUUAGCAACAUAAGUUGCAUAUGGCGGGUUAAUUUCUUCCGAAUUAGAGAGAUCACAUGUCAAAACCAAGACUUGCAGCUGCGCGCUAUCAAAUGUCGGACAGUUACAGAAUAAGGCUUUGUUACAUUGUUUCUCCUGCUUAUAUAUCAUGUCCUUGCCAUUCCCUCAUGCGUGGUGAAUGCUCUAAACGGAGAACAAGAGAAAGAAUUUAAGAUAAAAUGGCAUUGGCUGUGGCAACCCCAUUUACAUCCAAGGGAUUGAAAGACUUGUUUCUGAUAGAAAUCUAAAACUUUAAGCAUCCAUCAGUCUUGUUUUUUUAAGUAAGAUAAAUGAGGACUGGCCUGGCCAGAUCAGUUUUACUGUCCAUCAAUGAUUAAGCUUUUCAAUAAAAGACCUGUGCAGUUGAAAAAUUCAUCAACAUUGGAAGAGCAAAACUCAGUUCAGGCUUCUCACAUCCGCAGAUUCUAGCAGCGUCUACAUCUAGAGAAUUGCAGUUCAAUGAAGAGACGAAUAGCUAAUUUCAACUUUGUAAGAACCAUAACCCGAGGUGGUUUCACGAUUUCUUUUCCUACAAGCAAUAGGAGACUUCUAUCUUAGUCAAUCUUGGACGUUGGUUGCCUUUACUUCACA